Messenger RNA from Penicillium longicatenatum, 1047 nucleotides. RefSeq names its product D-mandelate dehydrogenase-like dehydrogenase. The coding region runs from base 1 to 1047 and encodes 348 amino acids. The record is from RefSeq and is a predicted model, not a curated record. Gene Ontology annotation, cellular component: cytosol. NCBI's taxonomy places the organism in Eukaryota, Fungi, Ascomycota, Eurotiomycetes, Eurotiales, Aspergillaceae. Gene Ontology annotation, molecular function: glyoxylate reductase (NADPH) activity; hydroxypyruvate reductase [NAD(P)H] activity; NAD binding. The transcript has 5 exons.
AUGAAUCUCGAAAAGCCUACCAUCCUCCAUCUUGGAGAUCCCAUCGAGUUCAAUAAGGAACUUUAUGAUCAGAUAGCAAAGGAAUUUACAGUAAUUCGCCCCUCUUUAGAAGAAAGACAACGAAAUGCUUUCCUGAAAGCCUUGAAAGAGAAAAAAUGGGGAGACUUUCAGGGUGUCUUUCGUCCAUUCUGGAAUACCGGCGGUGAAAUGGGUCGUUGGGAUGCUGAAUUAAUCCCAUUGCUACCGUCAUCCCUCAAGGUGUACGGGAGUGCCGGUGCAGGCUAUGACUGGAUGGAUGUUGAUAUACUAGCUGAACAUGGUGAAGCCACUGACCUCAUUUCACCUCGUCUUGCAUCGAGCGAAGCUGUAGCUGAUAUGGCUAUUUUCCACAUCAUCUCCGUCUUUCGCAAUAUGCAGUGGUCUAUGGACGGCGCUCGUUCAGGUGACCCGGCGCUCUGGCUUGAGGCGCAUCAGAACACCGCAUUCACCGCACACAACCCGCAAACACAGAUCUUGGGUAUAAUCGGCCUUGGAAACAUUGGCUAUGCUAUCGCCCGAAAGGCAUACGCCUGCUUCGGCAUGAAGAUCUACUACCAAGACAUCCACCGAAAGCCCAUUGAACAAGAACAAGCUAUCGGCGCUUCCUACUGUGCGACAUUGGACGAGCUUAUUGCUGUGGCAGAUUGUAUUGUUCUGGCUACCCCAUUCAGUGGGUCUAAACUUAUCACCAAGGAGACCUUGGCUAAGUUCAAGAGGGGAGGCAAGUUUGUCAACAUCGCCCGGGGAACCUUGGUUGAUGAGGCCGCUUUGGUUGAUGCUUUGAAGUCGGGAAACUUGUCAGCUGCGGGCUUGGAUGUGCAUGAAAAUGAACCGAGCGUGAACCAGGAGCUUAUAAAGAUGCGGAAUGUCACGCUCACGUCUCACACUGCCGGUGGUGCAGCUGAGACUCAGAUCGGGUUUGAGCGAUUGGCGAUGGAGAACGUUCAACGCGUGUUGACUGGCCAGGAUCCGCUCACUCCAGUGAACAAACAUUUGAUCAAGAAUUGA